Stylonychia lemnae is the source of this 576-nucleotide messenger RNA. The record is from the annotation of a GenBank genome assembly. Lineage: Eukaryota; Ciliophora; Spirotrichea; Sporadotrichida; Oxytrichidae.
AUGCUUCAUGAGAAGAGCAAACUAACUCAAUAGCUAGAAUCAAGGGAAGUACCUAUAACUGCAAUGCCUGAGUUACCCAGACCAUUAAAAUAAACCAGAGAGCUUUUAAAGAAUGAUAAUAAGCACCAGCUAAGAAAUAAUGAAAUUAUUUAUGAUCAUAAGUAUUAGGUAGAGCAUAAAAUAUUUGGAGAAGACUUGGAGAAAAUCCAAGAAACAGAAGAAACCUCACAUAGCCCAAAAAUGAUAAUUGAUUGGCAUAAGUAAGAUUAAAGAGACGACUUACCGACUGCUACUCUAUUAGAAAGUAAAACUCAUGAAUCUAAAACGAUAAGGGAGAAUAGAAAUAAGUAAAAAAUAGUAAAUUAAAAUUUUGAGGAAUCAGAUAAAGAUAAUAUGAUUGAGCUAUUAAAGGAAGAUCUAAAUCCUGAAGAGAAUAGCAAAGAUGCAGUAGACUAUAAUAAACUAGACUAGGUAUUUGAAGAGGAGCCUAAGGAUGAAAGUUAGGAAAUCAAAGUAGUCAAUCCUGAUACAGAUGCCCUUUUAGAGAAUAUUGAGUGGGCACAAAAGCAGAAGUGA